AUGAAGAUCGCAACCUCUGUCGCGUUCUUUUCUCUUCUGGCUGCUGCCCAAGCCACCGGUGCUUACUGGGGCACUGAGCAAUGCUACAGUAGCCCAGGCAGGUCUCCCAACAAGUGUAAUGAGUGGCAGAAGACCGGUUUCGACUGGACCGGCCUCUCUACUGGAUCGUUCGGGCACUAUGGCGGAUUUGACUUCUCCGGCUUUACUUGCAGCAGCAGCUUCAGUGGUGCAUCCCACAAAAAGCGCAACGAUAUGAGCCAGGGGAAAUGCAUUGAAGGAACGGCGUACAAGAGUGACAGCUCGCAGGCUCCGUCGUUUUCAUGCAGUGACGAGGAGGGUGGCUUCUCCAUUACCAACUUCCACAUGUCCACUUCGAAGACAACCGACGUGCAGAUCGUCUACGGCAUGCCUGAUGGCUCGCAGUGUCGUAACACUGCUUCCUGCUCGUCCGAAGGUACCAUGAUCACCAAUGAUCAGUGUGGCGGAGCCACCUCCGUCCACUUCAAACUGCCUGACGACAGUAAUGAUGAAAGCUGCGGUUUCGGUAUCUACAGCAUCGGCUUUGAUUGCACCCCCGGGACCACUACCACUGUUCCAUCUGUCCCUACUACAACCACUGUUCCCACUGUCCCUACUACAACCACUGUUCCCACUGUCCCUACUACCACAACUGUUCCCUCUAUCCCCACCACCACCCCUGUUGUUCCUCCCGAGCAGACUGGGUCCACGACCACUAGCACUCCAUUGAAGUUGACUACCUCGACUGUGUACGUCACUAGUGAGAUCACGAUCACCAAAUGCGCCUCAACCGUCACCGACUGCCCGGCUGAUUCUACAAGUGUGGUGACCUCAACCAUUGCCGUCUCUACUACCAUCUGCCCGGUCACUGAGACCACCUCGACCCCUGUUAGCCCGACUGGGGUUUCUCCUGCCAGCACACCUGCUGGUUCUUCUGUUGUGACUCCUACCUCGUCCUCGUCUGGCGGUGGGUACUCUGUCCCAUCUGUUGCAACGACCCCUGCUCCUUCUGGCGCUGGCGCUACUUCCACUCCUUCUGCCCCUGGAGAGCCCACAGUUACUGUCAUUACUUAUGAGACCACCACUGUCUGCCCCGUGACUUCCACAAUAACUUCUGGCUCGAGCACAUUCACCACGACCUCUAGUACUACUUCUACUAUCACGGUCACCGAAACGUCCACUGUCUGCACCAGAUGCGAGGGAAGCACGACUACUUCUGUCCCCGCUGGUGUUGCAACAACCCCUGCUCCUUCUGGAGUUGGCGCUACUUCCACUCCUUCUGCCCCUGGAGAGCCCACAGUUACUGUCAUUACUUAUGAGACCACCACUGUCUGCCCCGUGACUUCCACAAUAACUUCUGGCUCGAGCACAUUCACCACGACCUCUAGUACUACUUCUACUAUCACGGUCACCGAAACGUCCACUGUCUGCACCAGAUGCGAGGGAAGCACGACUACUUCUGUCCCCGCUGGUGUUGCAACAACCCCUGCUCCUUCUGGAGUUGGCGCUACUUCCACUCCUUCUGCCCCUGGAGAGCCCACAGUUACUGUCAUUACUUAUGAGACCACCACUGUCUGCCCCGUGACUUCCACAAUAACUUCUGGCUCGAGCACAUUCACCACGACCUCUAGUACUACUUCUACUAUCACGGUCACCGAAACGUCCACUGUCUGCACCAGAUGCGAGGGAAGCACGACUACUUCUGUCCCUGCCGGUGCUGGAAGCAUAUCUGCUCCCUCGGGAGUCGGUGCUACUUCCACUUCCACUCCUUCUGUCCCUGCAGAUACCACAACAACCGUGGUGACGUACGAGACCACAACUACGUGCCCAGUCACCGGCACUAUCACCUCGGGCACCAACACUAUCACCACGACUUCGAGCACGGUGUCUACCAUUACAUUGACCUCGACCUCGACAUAUUGCCCCAAGUGCGUUAGCACGACUGGCACUUCGCCGACCUCGGUCCCCUCGUCUCCUUGCCCGAACACCGUUCCGCAGUGUAUCAACACGUGGUUGUCGCUGGUUCCUAAGUGCGCAUCUAACAGCGAUGCUAAGUGCUUCUGCCCGAACAAGGAGUUCACCAAGAAGGUCAUUUCCUGCAUUGACGCAUGGGGUGCCUCUAAGGCGGAAAUCGAGUCGGCAAUGUCCUAUUUCACUGGUAUCUGUGCCUCGUGGAUCCCACAGAACCCGGCCAUUGUGACUGCUAUCCCCUCGACUGUCACUAUCGGUCCGACUGGCGCCUCUGCGGCCUCGGGCUCGGGUAUUACCUCUGUUGCCGUGAUCACUCCUGCCCCUGUUACCACGAUCACCUACUCGAGCUUUACCCUCACAGUCCCGCAGGUCAAGUUCACUACUUCUACAGUGGAGGGCAAUAGCCCGACCGUCGGCCUGAUCCCGGCUGAGACACCCAACGGCACCUCGCCUGUCAACACUGGGCUUCCUGCGUCGGUGCAUGCUUCCUCGACCCUGGUAGUCAGCAGUCGGCCCUCGACCGUCGCAACACCCACUCCUACUUCAGUCUACAGCUCUGCGUCGACGGUCUCAUUAUCCGCGAGUCUUCUGCUCACGUCGCUCGCCGCCCUGUUCGGCCUGAUGCUGUAA
Molecule: messenger RNA, 2619 nt
Organism: Penicillium lagena
Lineage: Eukaryota; Fungi; Ascomycota; Eurotiomycetes; Eurotiales; Aspergillaceae
Product: extracellular serine-threonine rich protein
Exons: 3
Coding region: 1-2619 (872 amino acids)
Source: RefSeq, a predicted model, not a curated record